Molecule: messenger RNA, 2287 nt
Organism: Striga asiatica
Lineage: Eukaryota; Viridiplantae; Streptophyta; Magnoliopsida; Lamiales; Orobanchaceae
Source: the annotation of a GenBank genome assembly
ACCGUCUCUAGUGUGAACGCGCAGAAAGUUAAACCAGGUGAUAAAAAAGAUAGAGACGUACAACUAAUUUGAAAGAAGCAUAUAUACAACGUCGGUAGGUGAAGUUACCACUUACCAUAUUUUCUCCCCUUAUAACAACUAAAUAAGAGAUCACCAUUUAAUGGGACCCGCUCAUGAAAGCUCCAACGCCGGGUGAUAAAUGAAAUCAAUAAUAGCCAAUCACAAUUUCCAUAAAAGCUCCAUAAACUUGGAGAUUUUUUGGAAACAAAACUUAGCUCCAAGACUUCUUUCUUGUAAACAACUUCCACGCCUUUGGCUUUUGUAGAUUCUGGAGAUGAUGGAUGAAGGCAAAUUAUCUGACACGAAAACCGGCUCAGUUAAAGCAGCUAUUAACUCUUACAGAGAGCGGAUUCUUGAUGAAAAUUCUACCAUAAUAAAAGAAUUUCAAACAAGAUACCCUGAGCUUUGCAUUUUCAAGGCAUUUGUUCGAAGUUCAUCGGCAAUUCUUUUAAACUUUAGUCCAGUUUCAUUGAGUGAAUCAUUUCGUUACAAUAUACUUCAACAGAAGCCUAAUCACAAAACAAGAGAGCUACAUCAGGCAAAGAGGGACAAUCACCAGCUAAAGGAGAGCCGACAGUUCGCAGAACUAGCAAAGGUCGAAGCAGAAUCCGAGCUAUCAGCUGCAAAGAAGACGGUAAAAGAUUUAACUCGAAAAAUUGAGGAAUUAAAUUCAAAGGGCAACUCGCAAAUGCUGGUCCUUGAAAAACUAAAGAUGGAUAAAACCAGGGAAGUCGAACGGGACCCUGGAAAUUGUGAGCAAGUGAUGAAAGAAUUGCAAUCCAUAAAACGAGAAUUGAAUAGACUAAAACUGGACAUGGCUUCAAUUUUGGAGGAAAAAAACAGGGCAGAGAAAGAAAUGGAAACCGCCCUGUCAAAAACACAGUCUUUCUUGAAUUCAGUCGAAGCACUCGACAAAGAGACAGAGAAAGUCAAUGAAGAGCAUGUUCUGGUUGAGCUGGCUCGAAUAGAGGCCAUCAAGGAAUACCAAGAGAUUCAAGCUCAAAGAAGCGAAAAUGCCGAAAAAUACUCAGCUGCAAUAGACGAAAAGCAGAAGGAAAACCAUAAAAUGAUUCAAGAAACUGAAAGUAUUAACGAUAUGGAGGCGAACUUGGCAAUCACUCUGUCAGAUAUCAACAUUUUAGAGAAUGAACUACGGCAACUGAAGAAAAUGGACAAGGGACUCGAAAGGAACAAAAUCUUGAAUUACGGGGAAGAAUCAGGAAAUGCAUCAAUGUUAGAGUCAGUACUGAAAGAGUUGGAGACUGCAAAAGAUGAGUUGGCUUUAGCUAAAGAAGAAAGCUUCCAGUUCAUGGCCUCCAUGGACGUCAUCAGGAACGAGCUUAGGCACAUCUCAGACCAAACGGCUCAAGAGAAAAAGAAAGAAGAAGAAACAGAGACGAACAUCCAGAAUCUAAACACAAAGCUUUUGAGAGCCAAAUCCAAGCUGGAAAUAGCAUCUGCAAGUGAAGCAAAGGCUAAAUCGGUGACCUUGAAUCUAACUGUCACGCUCGAGCAGAUCAAAUCAGAAGUAGAAACAGCUAAAAACCAACGUUCCCUGAUUGGCAAAGAGAACACAGAUAUUAAGGCAGAGAUUCAGAGAUUAGAGACUGAAACAGAGGCGGCUGAGGAAAAAUUACAAUCCACACUGCAAGAUUUAAGAGCCGUCAAGUCAUCAGAAGCAGUGGCCAUGGAGAAUCUCAAAUCCCUGAUUGAGAAAACUGUAAGGGACAGAACUUCGGCUUCUCAGGCUAGACCAACAAUAACAAUUUCCAAGUUUGAGUAUGAUUACCUGACAGGGCAUGCGGCCGGGGCCCACAAGGUUGCGGAUAGAAAAGUCGAGGCUGCUCAGGCAUGGGUUGAGGCCCUGAAGGCGAGUGAAAAGGAAAUUCAGAUUAAAUGUGAGCUUUUGAAAAGAGAAAUUAGAGAAAUGAGAGUGGAGGAGUUACAUAAGAAGGCCCAAACAAAUGAAGAAUUAGCUAAUAAUGCAGAGGAAAAAGUUGACGAGGUAGACUUUGAGAAGUGGAGGCAAAUGGUGAAACCUGAAUAUCCGAAGCCAAGGUCUGGAUUUUCUGGAAAGUCCAUAAACAGAAGACGAGGAAAAGCUCGAGAAUCCGGGUCUCCAGUAAUUCGUGGUACUCAAAGAUCCACGUCCUUCUCUGUCAGGAGGAGAACAAAGGUGAUGCCAAAUCUGGCCAAGUUCUUCAGAGCAAAAGGCAUUGAAGAAUAA